Messenger RNA from Chanos chanos (milkfish), 894 nucleotides. RefSeq names its product interferon-induced protein 44-like. Gene Ontology annotation, biological process: immune response. The record is from RefSeq and is a predicted model, not a curated record. Bases 1 to 894 code for a protein of 297 amino acids. Lineage: Eukaryota; Metazoa; Chordata; Actinopteri; Gonorynchiformes; Chanidae. The transcript has 6 exons.
AUGAGUGCUAAUAAUGACCUUCUUUUCAGUAUCAACAUCAAAAACCAGAUGAUGAAAGAACUCCGUUUGCUUAGACCAGAGGUUGCUCCUAUCCGGAUCCUUCUUCAUGGACCUGUUGGAUCAGGGAAGUCCAGCUUUGUCAAUUCCAUUGAUAUUGUGUUCAAGGACCGCAUCGCCAGUAGGGCCCUAGCUGAUGCUGGCAUGGGAAAGACUUUCACCAAAAUAUAUAAAGCAUACAGAUUUCAGAUCAGUGGACAUCCUGGCAAUGUGCCUUUCGUUGUCAAUGACAUCAUGGGUCUGGAACAAAAAGAUUCAGAUGGGAUACACAUUGAUGACAUCAUCAGUGCAUUACAGGGUCACGUAAAAGACAAUUAUGAGUUUAAUCCAGGAUCUCCACUGUCUGAAGGAGACCCAGGCUAUAACAGCAGUCCCUCCCUAAAAGAUAAAGUUCAUUGCCUGGUUAGUGUCCUACCUGGAGACAAAAUCUCUCUAAUAGAUGACACCGUCAUCAAGAAAAUGAGAAAGAUCCGGGAGAAAGCCAGUGAUAUGGGAAUCCCUCAAGUGGUUGUUAUGACAAUGGUGGAUAAGGCAUGUCCACUGGUUGAAAAAGACCUGAAAAAGAUCUACACCAGCAUGAAGAUCAAGGAAAAAGUAGAGGAGUGCCAUUACAGGCUGGGUGUUCCAAUGAACUGCAUUUUUCCACUGAAGAACUAUCAUGAGGAAGGCGCAUCGGUUCUAGAAGCGGACUGCCUGAUUUUAGCGACCUUAACACAAAUAAUUCACCUGGCUAAUGACUAUCUGAACUCUGUCAAAGAAAAUGACAAGCAUGCCGCCAAGUCUUCACCCAUUCGCCAUGCUGCGAAGGCUCUACUACUGGAGCGGGAGAGAUAUUAG